This is a messenger RNA of Columba livia (rock pigeon), 3155 nucleotides long. Its product is annotated as glycerol-3-phosphate dehydrogenase [NAD(+)], cytoplasmic. Gene Ontology annotation, cellular component: glycerol-3-phosphate dehydrogenase (FAD) complex; cytosol. Gene Ontology annotation, molecular function: glycerol-3-phosphate dehydrogenase [NAD(P)+] activity; NAD binding; protein homodimerization activity. Lineage: Eukaryota; Metazoa; Chordata; Aves; Columbiformes; Columbidae. The coding region runs from base 119 to 1168 and encodes 349 amino acids. Gene Ontology annotation, biological process: carbohydrate metabolic process; glycerol-3-phosphate catabolic process. The record is from RefSeq and is a predicted model, not a curated record. The transcript has 8 exons.
CUCCCGCAGGCGCUGGGGGCCGGGCCGGCAGGGGCGGUGCUGGCAGCGGGCCGGGCCGAGCGGAGCCGCCGGCAGCAGCGGGAGGGCCGCCGGCAGCAGCGGGAGGGCCGCCCGCAGCAUGUCCCCGCUCCGCGUCUGCAUCGUGGGCUCGGGGAACUGGGGAUCAGCCAUAGCCAGAAUCAUUGGCAAAAAUGUCCAGAAAUCCAACAGAUUUGAUCCUACUGUCAAGAUGUGGGUAUUUGAAGAGAUCAUCAAUGGAAGAAAACUCUCAGAAAUAAUCAACCAGGAACACGAAAAUGUUAAAUAUCUGCCUGGAUACAAGAUACCCCCAAAUGUGGUGGCUGUGCCAGAUGUGGCUGAAGCAGCAAAGGGAGCAGACAUCCUAGUGUUUGUUCUGCCACAUCAAUUCAUUGGACGAAUCUGCGAGCAGAUUGCAGGCCACAUAAAACCCGAGACCUUUGGGAUUUCCCUGAUCAAGGGGAUUGAUGAUGGUCCUGAUGGCCUGAAGCUCAUCUCUGACCUCAUUCGAGAGAAACUGAAAAUAGAAAUCAGUGUGCUUAUGGGGGCCAACAUAGCCAAAGAAGUGGCUGAUGAGAAGUUCUGUGAAACCACCAUUGGGUGCAAAAAUGAAAAACAAGGGGAGAUCUUUAAAGAAUUAAUGCAGACCCCCAACUUCAGGAUUACUGUGGUGCCUGACUCUGAUACAGUGGAGAUUUGUGGAGCCUUAAAAAACAUCGUAGCAGUGGGAGCUGGGUUCUGUGAUGGACUGAACUUCGGCGAUAACACAAAGGCAGCAAUUAUACGCUUGGGCCUUAUGGAAAUGGUGGCCUUUGCCAAGAUGUUCUGCACGGGGCCGGUAUCAAUAGCCACUUUUCUGGAAAGCUGCGGAGUCGCUGAUCUCAUCACUACGUGCUACGGGGGACGCAACAGGAAAGUAGCGGAAGCUUUUGCUCGCACAGGAAAAUCCAUUGAGGAACUGGAAAAUGAGAUGCUGAAUGGACAAAAGCUGCAAGGUCCUCAGACCUCAGCUGAAGUCUACAAGAUACUGAAACAGAAAAAUAUACUUGAUAAGUUUCCGUUAUUUACAACCAUCUACAAGAUCUGCUACGAGGGUCAGUCGAUCCAGGAUUUCAUCGUGUGCCUGCAGAACCACCCGGAGCACAUGUGAGACCCCCUCUCCUCACCCGGCUGCACCCGCAUCUUCCCAGGACUCCUGUCCGCUCCACGGCAAAUAGAGAAACAGGUUGUGUGACACUUGCUGUAAAAGCAAGAAAGAAUGUAUUUCAGUAUCCUCAUUUCUGGGGGUCAAAAAAAUCUGCCUUUAAUUUCAACCUUAUACCCAAUGAACAGGAAACCAAUGUAAAAUUUAACAGUAUUUGAUUUGAGUUGGUAAUGCAGGCAUUGCCCUAGAAUUACUUUCUUGUUGAUUGAAAACAGUUCCCUUCGUAAUUUCCAUAACUAGAGCUCGGUCUAACUCACGCGAAUCUCAACAUUUUGCCUGCUAAUGUUACUUACAGAACAGCACAAGAUGCAGAAGAACUCGUCCAAACAGAAAAAAUAUAAUGAUAAUUAAAAAAAGGCCUGACAGCAAUAAGAUGCCGUCACAUGGGCAAAUGUUGGGUUUCCAUAAUUCCCCUCAAACAAAAAUAACAUUUUGCAUUUUGUGACAUUUAGUCCUUCCUUAAUUUUGUUUCCCACUAUAAGCCUCUUUUAAAAAAUAAGUGUUGUUACUGUGCUCAGACACACCUGAAUGUUCAGAACAAUUUAAGGGCAGAGAGGUGUUUGUUUCCAAUUCAGGAAACUACGAAAUCCUCAGGAGCAGUCUGACCUUCGCUAGACUUAUUCUGUUGAAACACAGGAAGAAAAUCGGAAUAGCCAAAUACAUGUAUUCAUUAAUUGGUACUAGCUGAGAGGGGAGAACCGAGGCUGACAAGGAGGAUGUACCCACGACCCAGCUCACAGCUUGGGCAAUCCUGUUAUUUUGAGGACUUCACGAGCAACAGUGAGAAACCCUCUGUGGUACUUGACUUUCUAUACACGCAUGGAAAUAACCGCUCUAGACGCACAAAAAUCCUGUAAAAUUGCAUUUGAAGCCGGGCUGUAUCUUAACUCCGGUGGGAAACUCCACUGGCCCGGCCCCAGUGCUGCUCCCACAGUUUUCCAGGCUGCAGUCUAAGGCUCCAACCUUGCUGUGGCUUAAGCAACACACAUUACACUCCAGAGGAGAGAUCUCUCCAUCUACUUCUGAAUUUUAAACACAAACUGGUCCAUAUACCAGUUUUUUUUACUUUGUUACCAAUGGCAUUAACUUUAGAAACAUAAGUUUUUAAACCUUAUAGCUGUACUUGGGUAGCUUUACAUACCUGACGUUUCUCAGCAUUAAAGCCAUCUACGAAAUGAACAGUGGCACGUUUUAUAAGCUUUCAUAUCCUUUUGAAAGACUCCUAUUUUAAGACAAGGCAAACAAAAAGGAAGAGUAACCUACUCUUGCUUUGCUUUAUCCGAUUUUCCAAAAUAGAAGAGAUGAAGGCAAAUGUUUGGGGUUUUUUUAAUCUAUUUGCUGACAUAUUGCUUAGAAAAAAAACAAAAACAUGCUAGAUUAUAAAAUUGUCUUCACUGUGUAUUUGAUAGGAAUGCUGCUCUGUCUCUCAUUUAUCAGAGUAAUAUACAUAUAUAUGUAUAAAUGUAUUGUCAUUAUAAAUAUAUGGUAAAAACCCCAGUCUCACAGCUGGCAAAGCUGGCUCAGUACCAGAAACAGUGGCUGCAGCAUCACGGAUCCCACCGACCAGCACUGGGGGGCACUGAGCAAUUCCACACCAACAUUCCUCCAGCUGAAAUGGGAAUCGGGUGGCCAAAUCCUUCACACAAAACAGGGAAUUAUCAUCUUCAAAUGGGAAAAAAGAAAAAGACUUAAAUAUUGCAUAAUUUUUAAGUAUCACAUACCUGAGGAUGGAAUAGAGAAUUCAGGAACCUCCUCACUUCACCGGCAGAUUGAACUUCCGAAAAUCACCUAUGAGCUAAUGGUAAUAUAGAACAUUUUACCUUCAAAGUGUGUCAAAUAAGAGUUUAAUAAAGCGAUCGAUAUGCAGACAGUGUAAUUUCAUUUUUCAAAAUUCUCACAAAAUAAAUGACUGUUGUAAUGGUCCUUUAUUGCA